This is a messenger RNA of Elgaria multicarinata webbii, 570 nucleotides long. RefSeq names its product corticotropin releasing hormone (gene CRH). Gene Ontology annotation, biological process: negative regulation of glucagon secretion; negative regulation of epinephrine secretion; positive regulation of cortisol secretion. The coding region runs from base 1 to 570 and encodes 189 amino acids. The record is from RefSeq and is a predicted model, not a curated record. Gene Ontology annotation, molecular function: corticotropin-releasing hormone activity. NCBI's taxonomy places the organism in Eukaryota, Metazoa, Chordata, Lepidosauria, Squamata, Anguidae. Gene Ontology annotation, cellular component: extracellular region. The transcript has a single exon.
AUGAGGAUCCAGCUGCUGGUCUCUGCUGGGAUCCUGCUGGUCGCGCUCCUGCCUUGCCAUGAAUGCAGAGCCCUCAGCAAGGGCGCCCCGGCGGCCGCUGCCGCCGCCGACAGCGCUUUGCAGCGGCCCGAUUUCCCCGAGCGAACGCAGCCGCUGCCCGUCUUGCUCCGCAUGGGGGAAGAGUAUUUCCUGCGCCUGGGCAACCUGCACAAGCACCCCCCCGCCGCCGCCGCCGCCGCCUCGGCUCCAGGCACUAGCAGCAGCAGCAGCAGCAGCAGCAGCAGCCACCUAGCCGCGUCGGCGUCGGCCGGCAACUUUUUCCGAGCAGCGGUGCAACAGCUGCAGCAGCUGCAGGAGCGCUCGCUAGAGGGCGCCGCCGACUCCUGGGAAGGCGAAGACGACGCCGACGGCGGCGCCCGCCGGGAAGCCGAGAAGCGCUCCGAGGAGCCGCCGAUCUCCUUGGAUCUGACUUUCCACCUCCUCCGGGAAGUCCUGGAAAUGGCCCGAGCGGAGCAGUUGGCUCAGCAGGCUCACAGCAACAGGAAACUGAUGGAAAUCAUCGGGAAAUGA